AUGGGUUCACUUGGUGUUCCGAACUUGCCCGAGAGGCAACGCGCCAUCAUCCAAGCUCAAAGCCCGCCAGGGAAGCUGGUUCUUACCUAUGACCGACUUGUACCUAAGCCAGCAUCCGAUGAAGUUUUGGUUCGCGUCCAUGCGGUUGCGGCUAAUCCAUCAGAUUGGAAAAUGUCCACGCAGUUUCCGUGCCCCGGCGGCGGAUGCGGCAUGGACUUUUCCGGUGUGGUGGUAGCGACUGGUCCCGGGCUUGAUCCGGAAAUAGGCAUUGGAGUUGGUGAUGCGGUUGCUGGAGCGGUUCACGGAGCCAAUCCCAUAGAUCCUCAAGCCGGCUCAUUUGCAGAGUAUACCUGUGCUUUUGCAGAUCUCACGUGGAAAGUUCCUCGGCCAUUGUCCUUGACAGAUGCUGCGGCAAUUGGAGGCUGUUGUGUGGCCACGGUCGGGCUUGCCCUCUUUGCUGAGGAUGCUUUGGGACUCAGAUACGAGUUGAAUCAGUCUUCUGAGAACUCCAAGCCACCUUUUGUGUUGAUUUAUGGAGGAAGUACUGCUUCAGGAACUAUGGCAAUCCAACUGGCUAAACUGUGA
This is a messenger RNA of Colletotrichum gloeosporioides, 585 nucleotides long. Its product is annotated as Deshydrogenase mlcG. The transcript has a single exon. Lineage: Eukaryota; Fungi; Ascomycota; Sordariomycetes; Glomerellales; Glomerellaceae. The coding region runs from base 1 to 585 and encodes 194 amino acids. The record is from RefSeq and is a predicted model, not a curated record. Gene Ontology annotation, molecular function: oxidoreductase activity, acting on NAD(P)H.